Messenger RNA from Aspergillus calidoustus, 282 nucleotides. The record is from the annotation of a GenBank genome assembly. NCBI's taxonomy places the organism in Eukaryota, Fungi, Ascomycota, Eurotiomycetes, Eurotiales, Aspergillaceae.
AUGGUCUCCUUCAACCCUCUGAACCUCUUCAAGUCCACCAAGGCCUCCGAUUCCACCGAGGACCAGAACCAGAACCCGACGUUCGACCCCAACACGCUCACGAUGGUUCAGCCGGGGCGCACAGAGACGCCCUCAAUGGAAGCGAAUAAUGGUGUCGUGAGCGAGCAGCCGGGGCGUCAAGAGCAGAUGGAGAUGCAGCUGCGUGGUGGUGGCGGCGGCGGUUUCUGCUGCGGAGUGUGCGCGGGUCUUGCUUGCUUCGAGUGCUGUGAGAUUUGUUGUUAG